Cinara cedri is the source of this 14303-nucleotide messenger RNA. The record is from the annotation of a GenBank genome assembly. NCBI's taxonomy places the organism in Eukaryota, Metazoa, Arthropoda, Insecta, Hemiptera, Aphididae.
GAGACAUGUUUAAGUGAGUUAUUUUAUUUUAUUUUUAUAUAAUAUUCUUGUUGGAGGGGUUCAGGAAAUUCUCACAGUAUUUCUACCAGUCGUUAGAGGCAACAAAUAGUGUUACGUCAAGUCGACAGCUGGUGUAAUAUUUAUGUUCUAAAAAAAUUUUCGGUUAAUUGUCAUACCUAAUUGCAUGGGAAUAGAAGUAAAAUUAGGUACUGUAAGGCAAAAUGUUUGCAGAUAAUAUAACUUGAAUAAGAAAAAAUUCUGGAACAAGUUAUCAAUUGACCUGAAGAAUUGAGAAUAAAAUUUGAAGGAAAGAAUCUAAGAAUCAAUAAAAUUAAAACAGAGUAUAUGACAGCAAAGUUUUGGAAGAACAGGGCAAGUAAGCUAAUGUCAACUGGUGGUAAUGUAAUAGCCGAGGUUUAAAGUUUUAAGUAUCUUUUAUCUUUAUACAAAAGAGCGGUGGUUUGACGAGGAGAUGAUACAUAGAAUUAAGUGUAAUUGAAUAAAGUAAAGAAGAGCGCCAGUUGUUCUGGAUGACAAGAGAAUUUUAAUGAGGCUUAAAUAUAAGUUCUACAAUAGUAUGGUGAGAUUGACUAUGUUGUAUGGUUCGGUGUGUAGGACAAAAAAUAUAAGAGAGAAUUAGUGUAACAGAGAUGAGAAUGCCCAAAAUGAUGAGUGAUGAUCCGAGAAAAGAUAAAAUAAGGAAUGAAUACAUAAACAGUAACUUAGACGUGAUUUCCAUUGUAGACAAAAUGAGAGAAAAUAUUCUGAGAUGGCUUGAACAUAUAUUGAGCAGAAUGGAAUCAGAAGUAGUAAGAUUAUAAUGAAAAAAAAAAAGAUGCUAAAAGGGAAGAUGAAGAAGAGCUGGUUUUUUUUAUCUCUGUGGCUGGAUGCAAUUAAAAAUAAUUAGAAGAUAGUCAGUAUUUGUGAGAUGAAAGAUCGGACGGAACCCACUUCAGUAAGACUUGACCUUUCCUGUUUUAUCCAAAUACAUUUUAGCCAUUUUAAAAUAAAGUAUGCAAUUAUUUUUAAAUACUAGUUGAAACACAUAAGAAAGUAAAUACAAAUCACACAUUAUUAUUUUAUAAAAAUUUGUAACUUUGAAAUUCCCAAUAAAAAAAAACAAAACAACUAUAAAGGAAUGCAAGAAUACCAUGAAAUAUGUAUACUUUUAUAUAGAACCAGGGACAGACCCAGUGGGGCCUGGGUGCUCAAGCCGCCCCUAGAUAUAUUAUCACUCCAAUCAGUUUUUUUUUUUUAAUCCUAUAGAUCUAUUAGACGUAUAGAUCUUAUUAUUUAUUAAUUGUUGCCACAUGAGUGCGCUAUGUCGCCAUCAAAGUUGGUCCCGGACAAUCACAAAUAGUGUGAGGUUACUUAAACUAUAAUAUGGUACUUUAAUUAGAAUCAUAGAUAUUGUAAUUUUAUUAAUGUUAUAAACAAAUUGUUGGCCACUCUUCAUCCAGAUAUUUGCUCUGGAUCCGUGCCUAUAAAGAACUGGUGAAAUUACUAGGUAUAUGUAUACAUUUGUGUACAAUAUAUGUAGAAAUUCUAAAAAAUAAUGACUUGUGUUUUGUGAUGAUUUUUAAUAAAAAAAUAAUUUAUAAUGAUUUGUAUUUUAACUAAUAAUGUAUAAUUUGUAUUUACAUUUUAAAAUUUAAUAUGAACUUUUAAAAUGUUUUUUGUACAACUUUUUUGUGCAAGCUAAAUACUUUAUAAAACAAUAAAUAAUAAUUUAUGUUUUUAAAACAAUUGUUUAUGAGUUUUAACUAUUAUUAAAAAACCGUUGCCAGCUUAAUAUUGAAAUGACUAAAAUGUAUUUGGGAACAAUAUUCAACGUCGAUUUUGAUUGAAACGGGUCGCACUCGGAAGAUCGAGUCAAUUAGAAGUUUAGGACAAGGAUGGUCAGUCUCAUAGAUUUACUUUUAUAUAAUAGUUUAAUGUUAUUAUGAUCUUACAAUAGGCAAUAAGGUAAUUACAUUUUUCUGGAAAGCCAAUUUUUUUUUUGAAAAUGUAUUCAUUUUCCAUACAGGUUCAUGUUACUAUAUCAUCAAAAUUAUAAUAUUUACAAUAAUAUAAUAUAAUUAUUAAUUAAUAAUAUUAAUAAUAUUAUAAUUAAAAAUAUUUUCGUUAAAAACAAUAAUAAUUAAAUUACCUAAUUAUUUAUUAUAAUCAAUGACGAAAAUAUUUAAACAGAAUUAUAAAAAUGGCUGAUGAUAAUUGUUUGUUUAACAGGCAACAUUAAGAAUGAUUUAGAGAGUAAGUUGUACACAAUUUUUAUCACAAAUCAUCCUCCAAUAUAUAAAGUGUAAUACUUUUUCUGAAAAGAAAUUUAAUAUAGUUAGUUCAUGAAAGAGGUCGUCUUUUGAUUUCCCAAAUUUAUUUCAAAAUUAUAUGUAUAAAUCGGGAAAAACUUCGAAAUAAAUAGAUAGGUAUUUAAAAAAUAACUAUUUCAUGAUUAUUGAAAUUUUUGUACUUAUGUUUUCUACUAGAAAUUUAGUUUUAUUCAAAAGAUGAGAAUAGACAUUUUUUCUGAAAUUUUGAAUCUAGUUGCUCAUGGUGAAAUACAUUUUUUGAUUUUUCUAUUUAUGUAUAUAUUUGAAUCGGAAGAUCACCUCUAUUCUUUGUCGUGCAUGUUUGAAAUUUGAACUAAUUUUAUAUUAUGUGACUCGUUUUAACAAAUAUUAUGUACCACAAUGUUUAGUGUACCAAAUAUGUAUGUAGUAUAUUGUAAUUUAAUUUAAUUAGAAAAAAAGUCACUGUAAAACAAGGUGAACAAGUUUAAUAUAGUUUCUAGUUAUUAGGAAUCUCGUUUAUGUAAAUCAUAAAGUUGUGAUAUAAUUUGCGAUGUUAAAUACAAUUUUCGAUUCACUUAACGAGUGCAUAAUAAUACAAAUUACUUACCUAUUAUUUUGCAAUAUCUUUGCAAUAUCUUUUGCAAUAUAUUUUGCAAGAUAUAAGUAUUCGUAUAAUGGUAUUUACAUAAGUAUAAAAAUACCUGUCAUAUCGACAAUGUUGUCCUUAUCAAGGAAAUCGAAAUAAAUAAAUUGAUUUUUUUUAUUGUCACGGACAUUCUUCAGCCAAGAUAUUCUUUUUUCUUCGAUUUUUUUCUAGUAAUAUAAGCUGGAGUAUUUUGUAUCCCUGAUUAUUCCUCAUGAUAUGUCCCACGUAUUCUAGCUUUUUAUCUUCUAUUGGUGUUAAAAGUUCCUUCUUUUUUUCCAUUCUUUCCAGUACACUUUGAAAUGUAAAACAAUUAGUCCAUAAAAUGUUCAGCAUUCAUCAUUAUAACCCCAUCUCAAAAGCUUCAACGCACGGGAGAGAGUUCACUUAUAAAAAAUAUAUUAUUUGCUAGCCUCAUAUUUGAAAUUAAAUAAGAUGAUUUAUUAAUUAAAAAUUGUAUCCUGUUAAACAUAGGAUCUUCCUGGAAUAUUAAGUGUUACACUAUAUACAGUUGAAUUUAUUUUUAUGACCUCUAUUUGUAUUAUUAAAUUAUUAAUAUUUUAAUGAGUUUCCUGAUACCAUAAAAACAUAGGUUUUAUAUAUUCGAUACUAAAUGUGUAUUCUUGAAUGGUCAUUGUGUAUCGGAUGAUUUAUCUGAAAUGUAUUACCUAUCUUGAUUUAAAAGAGUAGAAUUGGGAUAUUUCUACAAUUUGAAAUAAAAACGGAANUUCUUUAGAUCACAAACUUGAAAAGAGAAUAUUUGUCUAGAAAUUUUGAUGUGCAUAACACAAAUAUCAGAUUUAUCGUUAUUGAGUUAUAAGAAUUUUAAUCAGAGAUAUAAGGUAGGGUUAGAGAAGGCAAUUUAUUUCCUUCUCUACUUCGCCGAUCGAAACUUUAAACCGUUAUAACUCAUAAACGAUUCAUCUGAUAUGAGUAUCGUGCAUAUCAAAAAUUCUAGAAAAAUAUUCUCCUUUAAAAGCUGUGUUCAAAAGGGGGAGUUCUUAUUUUAAAAUUUAAAAUAAGUACUUAUUUAAGGUAUAUAGAAUAAGAACACAAAAUUUAAAAUAAUUUUAAAAUAAAGCUUAAAAAAUUCCAUAAUAAUUAGAAAAAGCAGAAAUCAAAUUGACAUAAAAUCCUCUGAGAUAAUUGCGGGUUUAUGAUAAAACAAUGCACUCUAUAUUGUUAAGUUUGCCUGCUUAGAAUAAUAUGUUCACAUUCUAAGUAUAUACAUAUCUUUAUAGAUUUCUUAGAUUUCCUAAUGCUUUGGUUAUCAUUCUUCUUCUUCUUACAAAGAUUUCGGAUAUUGAUGACCUUGGAAGCCUAGUUGUCGUUGUUUCUUCCCUUGUCGAAUCUUGGCUUCCGAAGACCAUGAUUAUUACUUACAUAGUAACAUCACUCACAUUUUCGCUUGCCAUAACGAUAUAUUAGAGAUAAUAAUUAUGUGGUUUCCAGUGUAUUCCGAAUCCUAAUGCCAUUGACAUAAUUUAACCUCAGGACAAUAAGGUGUCCUUAAACUAUUUAAAUCGUACGCCUGGUCCAUUAUUCCUUUAGUAACUCGGCGCCCCGGGGUCGCUACUCCCGUUGCAUUGCCUAAGAGCAUAAAAUUUCUUUAAACUACCUUACAUAAUAUUAGAAGAGUUUAGCAAAUUUGAUUUUUGUUCUAUCUAUCAUGCAUUAUGCAUUCAAUAAGUAAAUCAAAAAUUUUACUUAUUAUCAUAAAUGAUAACACUAUUUUAUGAUACUGAACAUUUACGAGACAUUUACUUCUUAACUGAUAACUACAUUUAAUGAUUGUUUUACACGUAGCUGGCAAAGUAUUUUUGUUGUGAUUGUUAUUAUAUUCACCAUUCAUACCAGUCGUUUUUUUUUUUUUUUUUUAUACCAUUCAUGUAACGAAAAUUGUAUUGCAUUUGUAUUAUAAGUUAAAUAUAUGAUUAAUUAUGUGAAAUAGAUUGUAACGAUGCCAGAAAUUGUGCCGAAAAAAUGUUUAACGCCGAAAAAGGUCAGUGUACUUUAUUAGAAAAUUAAGCAUUUUGUUAUUAAAUUUGUCAAAGAUGUCGUAAUAAGAAAUUUUGACCUUAUAACCUACAAUAGCUCAUACAAUUUCUUUAUUUCAGUUUAAUUGUCAAAUCAUAAACCAUAUACUUAAAUAUUGACAUGAUCUCCCACGAGAUUUAUUACACAAAUUCUAAAUUUGUACCAAUAACACGGAACGUAAGUGCAGGUCGUCCAAAAGCAAUUAGACAUAAAUCAAUUUUCGACAAAUUUAUUUUUGUCAAUCGAAUCGUCAAAAUAAUAGACGUGUUUUCUAAAAUUAAAUAAAAUCGUAUCAUGAAAUCGGGAAAUGGGUGACUUUUUAUAAAAAGUACAAAUAUAAUACAAAUAAAAUAAUUGGAACUUUAUAAUUUAAAUAGCCUAUAUUACAAUUAUUAUAGGUAAUAAAAUAAUAAAGUAAAAACAAAAUUAUUAAAAUAGUUAAUACAUAAAUAUAUAAAUACAAAAUGUAUUCAUAAAAAUAUAAAAGUUGCGUUUUAUAUUUUGACUGUGAUACACCUGAUGAUGAAUUUUUAAUUCGAAACUGAUCGUAUAAAUCACUUAUGAUAACACUCCGGGGAGCGCAGUUAUUUAUUUAUUUUUAUUUUUAUGUAUAUAUUUUUGAUUUAUAUAUUUAUUUACUAUGAUUAUUAUAACAGGUGAUAAGAAAGAAAAAAAAUAAGAUAUAAAAUAGAAAAAUACACAUGUAUAUAUUUAAAAUAGUAGAUAAAAAAAUACAAAUUGCAAUAUAACUAUGAUAAUUGUAUAAUAUUGAUAAGACAGUAAUAAUGGUAAGGUGGCCUAAGGCAAUAAAUGUUAUUCGCAGAUCUUAGUAUUCGAUGCAACAAAUGGUUGUGACCGAAGUUAGUUUUAUGCAUUGGAAUAUGGAAUUAGGAGCUCUAGAGUAAAGGUUCCAAAACUGUGGAUCGCGACCCAAAAGUGGGUCGCGAUUAUAUUUUUAAAUAUUACGUUUUUUAAACAUCUAUUACAUUUCAUUGUUGUUCAAAUUCAGUUUUAUCGUCAAUCUUUAUCUGUGAGUGUGACGAUUACGAGUUUACAGAGACCGAGUCAAAACGAUGCAAUUAGAUUAAUAGUUAUUGAAAAGAUAAUGAUUUAUCAGAAAACACAAAUUAGUAGGUAUCUGCAAGACGUUCAAAACUUUUUAUUAUAUUCAGUAACACGUGGUAUAUUGAAUACGAUACGUGUGCGCAGUUGUAUAAUUAAUAUUAUUUUUUCUCAAAUAAUUUUGUUUUCUUUGUACUUUUGUACACUUGUGGACAAAUGGUUAAAUAAAUAGUCAAUGACACAAAGUUAAAAAUAAACAGAAACAAUAUCUUCGUCAAAAGUUAAAAAAAGAAAAUUUAAUUACGAUGAGCUUUAGGGUGGUCCUUAUUUUUCGCUUGUGAUUUUUUUCAGGUUACCCCCCUCCCCUAAAAAGUUUCGAUUACUAUAAAAAAACGCUACAAAAAUAGUUUCAGGGAAAUUCAUUAAUAUUAACCCGUGCCACAACACCUCUAAAUUUAAAAAAAUAGAAAAUUUUGAAUAUAAUCAAUUUUUAAAAUUUUUUUUAAUAUAACUCCAGGAAAAAAAUACUUACAAAAAAUUUGUUAAAAUAUAAAAGAUAGAACACUACAUUUCUACAAUUUGUUUCAUAUAUAAUAUUUUGCAAAUAUAUUAUUUUUUCAAAUAUUUUAAUUACAAGGUAAAAACAAGAAUAAUCUUAAACAUUUUAAUAUUUAAGGCAACUUAAAAUACAACUAAUAAUUAUUUAUAAUAACAAUUUACAAUUAUAAUAACAUUGUUACCUAAUUAUUUUAUCUGUAAUAUAUUUUAAUUAUAAAUGAUAAAACCAAAUUAUUGUGAUAGUGCAGUAAGUGUUUCUUUUUUGUGGUCAGGAUAUUUUUUGCGGUAAUCACUAACAACUUGUAGAAGGUAUUGUUUUUGAGAUUCGUUUUUGGUACAUCGUUUAUUACUGGAAUAUUUUUUAUAACUAACAAAGCUUUAGAAUAGUCUUCAUUAUUUUCCCAAUUAAUUGGAUCUUCAUUCAAAAAAAUGGUGUUGAUGGAAAAUCUUUUAAAUAGUGUUUUAGUAUUAACACAUAUAAAAUCAUCGAUUUCCUUUUCUAAUAACUCAUUUGCAUUUUUUGGCGAUAUAAUUAAACGUUGUGCAUUUGAAAUUAAUUCUGAUGAACUUUCGUCGUAGUUUAGAGCAUGAACCAUUUUUUUUUUUUAUCUCCAGUGGCACAGUUUCAUCGAAAAAAGCAAAAGCACAUAAUUCUGCAGAUAAAUACCAUAAGUGACCACAAAACUUUUUAACUGCAAUCUGAGAUAUAUCUUUGUCUAUAGAGGUAUAAUGUGAAAGACUUUUUAUAAAAUUCAAGUCUUGUAAUGGUGCUUUGAUUGAAGAUGGUGAGUUGAACCAUACUUUUAUGUAUAAUCGUACAAUAAAAACGCAAAUACUUCUUUAAGCAUUUUCUUCUUUUGGCGUUAAAUAAAAUUGUUCACGAAAUAAAUAAAUAAAUAAAUCUAGACACCAAUCUACAAGUGUUUGGUAUACUGCGUUAGCUUGUUCAAGUCCAGUUCCAGUAUUUAGCGUCGGAACACCUUGCAGUUGUUCCUGACCAUUAACGGAAACUAUUAUAGGAAGCCUAUCAACUAAUCCUUUUCCCGUUAAUAUUGGAAGAACUUUUCCAUCCCAGUGUAUAAUAACUGCCUCUUCUUUUGCCAGGUUAUUAUUUCGACAUAUUUUUAUCGGUACGUUCCUUACGAUAUUCUAUACGAGCGCGACGAAUUGAAGACAGGUUUAUAAUAAGUGUAUUAACAUUAUUACCCAAAGCUUCUGCAGCAGCAAUUAAAAGAUGUAUAGCAUUCCUGUCACUGACUUUACAUUUGUCCAAUACAGUUGUGAGUUUUUUGGAGAAUAAAUCAUCGUACCCUCUGAUUAAUUUGAAAAAUUUACUCGAUGGACCAAUAGCAUCUNAAGCCUAUCAACUAAUCCUUUUCCCGUUAAUGUUGAAAGAAGUUUCCCAUCCCAGUGUAUAAUAACUGCCUCUUCGUUUGCCAAGUUAUAGUCCCGACGUAUUUUUUCGGCACGUUCCUUACGAUAUUCUAUACGAGCGCAUCAAAUUGAAGACCGGUUUAUAAUAAGUGUAUUAACAUUAUUACCCAAAGCUUCUGCAGCAGCAAUUAAAAGAUGUAUAGCAUUCCUGUCACUGACUUUACAUUUGUCCAAUACAGUUGUGAGUUUUUUGGAGAAUAAAUCAUCGUACCCUCUGAUUAAUUUGAAAAAUUUACUCGAUGGACCAAUAGCAUCUUCAUGUAUAAAUUCCUAACUAUCUAUAUCGUCACAUUCGUCAGAACUGCUCGACGAUUGUAGUUCUACAGUUUUAUCUGAAAUUAAUUUUAUAUUAUUACACAUUUAUUGAAAUCAAAAUUAAUAUUAUUGACUAAAAACGUACACAAAGCUUCAAGUUCAUCACGGGCACAAUAUUUUCUUUUAUUUGUCGCUUGUUUGAAAUCUUCUAUGGUUUUUUCUUUUUUUAUAAUUUUUUGAUCAAUACCAUGCAACGACCCAGGUCGACCUUUCUGUCUCUGGGCUAUUAAAAAUGCUUUGUCAUUCUCAAUAGACAGUAAAUCUAAUGCAUUUGCACUCGCACUCAGCUUAUUGAGCCUUCAAUAUGUUCUUCUGAGUCGAAGCAAAAAUAUUCUUUAAGAAAAUAUUGUUCUGAAUAUUUGCGAAUUGGAUUUUCGUGGAAUAGAGAUGAAGAACACCCACGUCCACAAUGUGUUAUUUGUGAAUGUAUACUUACAAAUGAGAGUAUUCGAUCAAACAAACUACAUCGACAUAUAGAUACGAACUAUCCAGAAAUGAAGAAUAAACCACUCGAUUUUAAGGAAGAAAACUAGAAUCUCUAAAAUAAUCAAAAAAUAAUAUUUUUAAUUUUACUGCAAUUAACCAAAAAGCUACAUACGCCUCAUAUAAAAUAAUUUUACUUAUAAAUUGCUCAAACUGGUAAGCCUCACAAAAUUGGAGAGUCUUUAAUUUUACCAUCAAUAAAAGACGCAAUCGGGAUCAUGUUUGAUCAAAAAAGUUUAAAGAAGUUGAAAAGUUAUCGCUUUUAAAUAAUACAGUUCCACGUAGAAUCGACGACAUUUCUGAAUGGGUAGUAUAUAAACUAAUCAAAAGAGUUAAUUUGAGUACAUGGUUGUCAUUACAACUAGAAGAGUCCACAGAUAUGCAAGGCUUAUCUCAGAUGAUUGUUUUUGUACGUUACACAUGGAUAAAUCGAGUCUGCGUAGUUUAAACAUUUAUUUUGUACUUUUUCCAGACAAAUUAAAUCCUUUGCUAUUUAUGGCUUCCAGACUACUGAUCUGUAUUCUAGUUAAGAACGAACUUGAGCAAAAUGUAAAGUGCGUAAACACUCAACAGAUUUAUAUAAAUUUAGAUUCAGGAUGACAAACCCGAGAGUUUUGAGUGCAUUACUAACUACAAUGGCGAUGUGAGGGUUGAAAAAGAGUUUUGUCGAGUAAUUAAAUCUUAGAUCUUUAAUGCUGUAAACGCAUUCUAAAUUAGAGCCAUUGAGAAAAUAGCAAGAUAGAACGAGCUCUGGAGAAGGAAAUAAUAUGACACUUAGCUAAAUUCAAAAAUAAUUCUAGAUGGGAACCCCAUUUGGAGAAUAUGUUUAAUUUGCUUUUGGAACAGUAAUGAAUCGCCAGGAGAGCUAAUUGUAUGAAAUAUUAUUAUAUCGUCAGCAUAAAGCAGUAUUUCAACCUUUUUAAGCCACUGGGAUUAGGAGUUACAAAUAUAGAGAAUAAUAAUGGGCCUAAGUAGCCACCCUGAGGAACACCUAAAGAAACAGCAUAAAUUUCAGAAUAGAAGCCCUAGACAGAAACAAAUUGUUUUCAGUGAUAUACGAUUUAAACCAAGAUAACAGUGAAUAACCAGCACCUAAACAUUCCGGUUUGUUAAUGAAUAGUUCAUGGAUGAAUAUAUAAAAUGCUUUGUUGAGGUCAGUAGUAUAACAUCAACAUGAUUACUUGCUACAAAGAAAUCGCAAAUGCAGGUUUCCAAUACAACACUGUUAGUAAUAGUAGAUUUAUGGUGACAAAACCCAUGUUGCUCUUUAAUGAACACAUGAUUAAAAGAUCUUUUAAUAUUUUCAAGCACAAUUAGUUCAACAAUUUUGCCUAGAUAAGGUAGGAUAGAUAUAGGCCGAUAAUUGGUAAUAUUGGAUGGAUCUCUUGUUUAUAAAAUCAGAGUAAUAGAACAGAUUUUCCAAACGUCAGGGAAAAUAUCACUAUUGAAGGACUAUCAAUUAAGUUGGAAGAAAAAUAAAGACAAGAAAUUACGGCAAUUGUAAACGAGGCUUGCAGAAAUACUAUCCAGACAAUUGGAGUGGUUAUUUUUUAGGUUUUCAAGCGUCAAAAGUACAUCAUAGAAAGAGAAAGUAUAGGUAGAAGAUAGAUCGAAUUGUAAAAAUUGUAAAUUAGGCUGUGCAGUCUGAGUGUUAGAGACUAUUGUUCGGUGAAAGACUGAAAAGACGUGUAUAGAGAAUAAGUUAGCAGAUGAUUCUUGAUCAAGAUUUACGAAUAAGGGAAUAACAUGUUUGUUAGGUGUUCAUUAAUAAAUAAACAGUUAUAUAUUCUUACCAAAAAUACCUAAAAAUCUACUUAUUGCAAUUUUUGUAGGGAUCUACAAUUUUUUUUUAAAAUAAAAUACAGCAUAUGAUACUCAAUUGUAAUGUAGCUUUUUAUAGCAGAGAGAAGUUUUAAAAUUGGUUAAGAUGUUUUUGAACUCAUCCAUUACAAACAUACAAAGAAAUCUGUUCUCUUUAUUAUAUUAUAAAUAUUAUAUAAUAUAUUAUAGUAUGGAUUAAAUAGUGAUGGGAUCAAUUUUGUUGUAAAACUAAUAUUCAAAACAAAAUACAAAAGAAACUAAAUGUUAUAUUUUUUUUAUAUAUAAAUUAUAUAUUAUCAUCGUUUAUUUAGAUUAUAGCGGAUUAGAAUGUAAGUAUUUUAAUUAUUUUAGGCAUUAUUAUGUAUACUUAGUUUUUAUAUAUGUGGAUAUUUGAAAAGCUUCAUGAAAAGGUAAUAUUUUUUUUAAAAAAAAUAUUAUUGUGGUUCUAUCGAUUUUACUCCUCGAGUAAAUAAACUACAAUUUUAUAAUAUAAAUCAGUAAAAUGUGUUUAUAUCUAAGAGAAUAUGAAUUACCUAUGUAUUAUUAUUUUAUUUUAUUUUAGUUUAUUCAAAAAUAUAUGUAUCAUAUAUUUAUAGAGAAAUGACAAUGGGUAAGUUGUUGGGUUAUCAUUUAUCAAAAAAUUCUCAAACUAUAAUAUUAAUUCAUUCAUCGAUCUUCAGUGAUUUUAGAUAGGUAACUAUUACCUUAGUUGUAAAUUUUCAUUUAUUUUAGAAAAAACAUAUUAUUUUUUUCAUACCUUCUCGGGAAAUAUCUUUAAAACUAAUGUAUUACUUCACGGAUUCGAUACUUAGAAUUAUAAAUUAAUAAUUUAAAAAUCCUUUUAGAUUCUGAGUAGAGCGAAGAAGCUUAUGGUUUUACAAAGAUGUUGUUUUUUCUUAUGCUGCUGUCUGCUUUUCUGUUUAGCUGUUUACAACUUUUCUUUUUUUAAAAAUAUUACGGCUAUCUUUUUUUCUGUGGACAACUUUUACCGGCAAGUUUGUUCCAAUUUAUUAGGAUAGCAAAUUUUUCUAAAAGAAAAUCUGAUUGAAAAAGUACUUAGGGAGGCCAUUUUUAGAUUUUCUUAAGAGCUUCCCCAGCAAAUAUAAAAAAACUAGGAAAGCCGUGAAAAAAGUAAAAAAUUAGGAAAAACGGGAAAAUCGGUGAAUGCACCGAAAAUUAAAUUAAUUUUAGACAAACAUUACUAAUGAAAAUAUAUAAUGCCUAUUUAAUUAUUUUACCAUAAUAUGAAAUAUAUAUUGUUGAGAAAGCAUCACCAUUAACUUAGCACAGAAUUUUUUUUCUUUAUAAAUGAUUUAUCGUUCCUUACAGAUAUACAUUAAAUUAACUUCAACCGUGGCUCCACCCGUCCCCGUUUUGCUAUGAUUUUUAGCAUGAAUGUUAAACAAAAUAACUUUCAGAUGCUUAACUACUACGAUAAUUUAAUAUUUUACAAAAAACGACUUCUACGAGCACGUAAUAGUCCAUAAUACUUCAAAAUUAAUAACUAAGAAAAACUGAAAAAAAAAAAACGUACAUUUAAAAUUGAUAAAUUUAUGUCAUUAAGAUUUCGUUACCUUAAAUUUUUUCGCUAUCCAUUUACUACUAGAAAUAUUGCUCCAAUACUAAAAUAAAAACAAAAAUAUAUCUCUUUUUUUGAAUUUGCAAUCUGGUUGGUGACCAAGAAAAUUGUUUUUUUUUUUUUGUUUUCUUUCUGUUUUAAAAUGUUUCCAGCAAACCCGAAAAUUGCAUAGAAAGUACUGGACAAUUAUGAAAAUAAUUCUUUUGGAACAUUAUUUUAAAUUUAGUUCUUAAUGAAAUUCAGUUAAAAAUAUGAAUAAAGACUUCAAAUUGAGACUGAAAUCUUAUUUAUAGACAUUUUAAUUUUGCAAUUUUUCAACGUAAUUUUUAUUUAGGAGGUACUCUGUGAAUAAAAUUGUUUGACUAAAGAUAAAUGCUUGACAAUANAUACUCAUCUACAACAGUAACAACAUUUGUCCUCAGUAUUAGUUCUUUUUUCCUUUGUUUGUAGGACAUACAGAGUAUUUAGAUUCUCUGAACGAACAUUGCAAACACACGAUCAGUGCGUAUAAAUAUAUUGAAAUUGUUCAUCAUUUUUUAUUAUAAAUAUAUUAGUUCUUAAUAAACUCAUGAAAUAUAAAUAAAUGUUAUUUUUAUAGGAUCAAAUGAUAAUUUGAAGAGAUUAACAGAUCCCAUGAUAAAAUUUAAAAGUAAGAUUCAUAACUGAAUUUUGUAACAUGUGGCUGUAAUGGCAUUCAUGAUAUUCUUAGUCGGCUUGCUUGCAACGUACUAGCUCCACGCGGCUGUCCGGAAAAAAUUAGAAUGUUCAACGAUGUAUAACUUAACUGAAUGAUUAAGGAAACUACAAUUGAUACAUUUGGAAAAAAUAAAAUAAAAUUGCAAUUUAUGUUUAAUUAUUUACUAUAAGUGUAAAAUCGAAUAUUAUACUACAUUCACAAUACUUUGAAAAUACACAUAGGAAUACAUUAAUAAAAGUGUUUGAAUAUUAGUAAAAAUUAAGGCUAUCCCCCUCCCUGAAUUUUCUCCUCCGAGCGCCCUUAUGAAAUACAGACCGUCGUCUGACAACAACGACGACGUUAUAAUUUAUAGAAACAAAAAAUAUUAUUAUUAAUAGUUUUAGGAUUUAUAUGCAAUAAAUAUUAUAAUAUGCAGUUCAUUUACUAAAAUAUGCAAACAAAAAAUGCUAAAACAAAGUUCUUUUAUUUAUACUAAAUAUAAAUACCUAAAUGGCAAUAGAAUUCGAGCUAAUAAAAAAUAACUUAUGCGGUCGAUGUUCGAUAUUAUUUGUUAGUACUUUUGCACUGUCUCAAAAUAUAUGCCGUUAAAUAAUGUUUUAGUAAUCCAAGUUAAUAUUUAUGAUAAUUCGAAAAAUAAAACAAUAAUUAUACAGACGUCCAUUAAAUAAAUACUAAAAUUCAUAUAAUACUCAAAAAUCUAAAUGUGGAAAUAUUAUAAGAUGCAUUAUGUUCAAAAUAUGGAAAAAAAUUUAUUCUAUUUAAUCAAGAAUAAUUUAAAUCGCGGACACAUCUACCAAAGUGAGCAAUUUGAGCUAAAGAAAAAAUCAUAAAAUUGCAUAGAAAUCCUUGGCCUAAUUAUUGGGCAUGGCAUUAUUACUGGGCAUGGAAACGUAGGUGCAGUGAGCGCGGACAGAAAUUAAUAGUAAAUUGAUAAUAUUUUAGAACACUCAUACUAAUGAUAUUUUAAUAGCACUAACAUACAAAUGUCCGAGACAGAUAAGGGUCAUAACAUUAAAAACACAUAGAUCCUAUCAAAUAUGACCUUUUAAUUACUUUUUAUAAACGAACUCAUAUUUUUUUAUUCUAGAAUGCAUACAAGAAAAUAAGACAUUUGGAUUUUGGCGUAAGUAGUGGUCAUGAGCCUAAAGUAUAAUUUGUAUUUAAUUAAAAUUUUAAAUCAAGGUAAUAAUUAAAAGGGGAAAAAUAUUUCUAGGAGUAUGUAACCACUGAUAUUGCAUGAAUACUUUCACAAAACGUAUUUUAUGAAUAUCAAUUUGUUAGCUAAUUUUAUAGUGUAUGCAAUAAAAAUAUCGAAUUAUUAAUAUAUUUAUUAUAUAGAAAGGUACGCCUAUAGUUCUGUGGUACGAGCUUUCUUUUGGUCAA